Penicillium cataractarum is the source of this 3699-nucleotide messenger RNA. Its product is annotated as forkhead domain protein. The record is from RefSeq and is a predicted model, not a curated record. Gene Ontology annotation, cellular component: nucleus. Gene Ontology annotation, molecular function: protein binding; sequence-specific DNA binding; DNA-binding transcription factor activity. Gene Ontology annotation, biological process: regulation of ribosomal protein gene transcription by RNA polymerase II. Bases 1 to 3699 code for a protein of 1232 amino acids. The transcript has a single exon. NCBI's taxonomy places the organism in Eukaryota, Fungi, Ascomycota, Eurotiomycetes, Eurotiales, Aspergillaceae.
AUGUCGUCGCAGACCAUGACGGCGCCAGCAGUGGGCCAUCGACCGCCUGAUCCAGGCCCCGAUACGCCCAUGUACGACUAUGGCGGCUCUCAGAACGACGCUUCGCCUCCGACCGACUCCAGGAGCGACUCCGCAAUCCGCGACAUGCAUAAUUCUGCCCCAACCUCCAAGGGCUUGCCCGCCACUCCAAUCGGAAUCAAGAUGGAACCCGUCGAGGCUCAGGAUCUGGCCGGGUCCGAAAAUCAGAAGAAUAUCAAUACCCAGUCCGCUGCGGGUGCGCUGCUUGCUCAACUUCUCGGGAAUCAAUCUGCGCCGACGAAUUCUGUCCCGACGAACGGGUUACCAACGAUGGAAACGGGGACGGCGACGGGGACAGGGACAGAAACGGGAAAUCACCAGGAUGUGAAGAUAGGCGACGAGGAUGGCCAGCUGGAUGAAAAGAUGGACCUGAACAACGAUUUCUCGCUCGAGUUCAACCUACAACAAAAUGGACAGGCCUCGGCUUCGGCAGGGAUGCAAAGUAUGUCAAAUGGGGGUAAAUCGACGGAUGAUAUCUUCGCGCAACUCGAUGCGACGCCACAGGAUGGAUCUCAUACGGGGCAUCGAGGGUCAGACGCCAUGGACCUUUCCGAUCCCUUGAACAACUCGAAGACAGACCUCGACCAGCAACCGUCCCUGCUUCCCCCCUUCGAUUUCGCCAUCGCCCCGAAAAACGCCUUUGAGGCCCUUCAACAGAACGAAAUGCUCACCGCAGCCUAUCUAUCACAGAGCGCCGAUCUGUCCGCCUUGGGUUACCAAGAUGGAUCUACCUCGGUGGCCGGAUCAGAGCCUCGGAUUCAGGCCUUUGCGAAGCUGGAGUUUGACGAUGGCCACUUCUAUUGCAAUACGUACUCGUUUAUCUUGGGUCGCGAUGUACGGGCAGCGCGCGCUGCGCACCAGCGAGAGUAUCAGUAUCGGCAGGCCGUGCGAAGCUCUCGGGCCAAGAGUUCGAGCGGCGGUAAUACUUCUCAUACGCCUAACCGGAUGAAGCGAGAAGAGAGCGCUGCAAUAAUGGGCAGCGUGGUCAGCGACCGCGGAGGUAUUAUGGGAUUUGAUCCCGACGUUCCUCCAAAUAUUUCUGGCAACAACAUGCCUGGUAAAUUGGAUAUGAACCGAAGAUCCUCAAAAUCUUCGUUUGAUGGAUCAGUCGUGCCGCUGCACGCCAAUCCGGCUCAAUUACAAGCCCCCACCGAUUAUAAUGCACUCGCCAUGCAGUCCCUUCAAGAAGGAAAUGGCGAUCCCAAGCCGGUUGAUACAUUGGCUCUCCUCCCAUCUCCUGAUUCUUGUCCAACCAUUCCUAUUCACCCUCCCUCGACAAUAGACGGCACGGCUGCAGGUCACCGCGGUAUCUCUCGCCGACACGUCCGCAUUGCCUAUAAUUUUGAUCGCAAUUUGUUCGAAAUGGAAGUCAUGGGUCGCAAUGGAGCUUUUAUCGGUGCUGAUUGGCUGUCCCCUGGGCAAGUCCGGCCAUUGCAUAGCGGUGACUAUAUUCAGAUUGGAGGAGUCCGCAUCCGAUUCUUACUGCCAGAUGUCCCCAUUGGAGAGACUGGUGCGGACCGUAUGGAGGAGCAACUAGCCGAGGAAGAUGAGGCUGAUCGGGGCUCCGUCGAUGCCGAGCAUGAGAUUGAUGAUACUGACAAGCCUCUCAGUGACAGCGAGAGCAGGGAGCCCUCUUCCAAGAUCACCAAGAUCGUCCUCAAGACCAAGGACUCUGAUUCCUCCAAGGCCCUGCCUUCUAUCGAGGCUGGCGGGGAGAAUGGCGGGCAACCUGCACGACGCAGGGGUCCCGGUCGUCCUCCCAAGGACGGUAUCAUGUCCAAGCGCGAGAGGGCCGAACUGGCCAGGGAGCAGAAGAUGGCUGCCAAACGGGAGGCCAACGGUGGUGUCACUCCGCCACCCCCCGUUCUCCCUACUAAACCUACUGCUAGCAAGGCUGGAAAGACCGUCAAAGAAUCAGUUGGUGCUGAAUCUCCACCGUCUUCCGUGAAACCUGCCGAGAAGCGCAAGUAUACCAAAAGGAAGAAGGGCGAUGGCAUGGACUUUCCUUUGCCUUCAACAGAGGGAGGCCAAUUCACGACUGAGCACCGGCCUGAGGAAUAUGUCAAACCUCCACCCGUCAAGAAACGGAAGCCCUCGCGGUCUCCGUCUCCCAACUAUCCCCCGGAGUCUGCUUAUACUCCCGAGGACCUGGCCAAGCCGCCUUAUAACUACGCUGUUCUGAUCUUUGAUGCUUUGACGGAAGCUGGAAACCCGAUGACGCUGAAGCAGAUUUACCGUGCCUUGAAGUUGAAGUAUCCAUACUUCCGCUUCAAGUGUGAGACUGAAGGAUGGACAUCGAGUGUGCGACACAACCUCAACGGCAAUAGUCAUUUGUUCAUGCACGCCGAGCGAGAUGGCAAGGGCUGGUCCUGGCAACUUCGUCCCGGCGCGUCCGUCGAGAAGGAGAAAAAGAGACGUCCGUCACCUCCACCGCCGCAACCACCUCAAGCAUCAGUGCCGCCUCCUCAGCACUACAUGCCUCCUAUGCCUCAUUCGUAUGCCCCACCGACGGGUGCGCCUGCUCCAAUGCAGAAUCAGCACCAGCAUCAGCAUCAGCACUUCCAAUUCCCUUCCAUUCCGCCUUCCAAUUCCUUCUCUGCACCUUCAGCGCCUCCUCAACAACAGCAUACCAGUCCAUAUGCACCUCCUCCCCCUGCUUCUACCGCCCCUCCCCCUCCUGCUCCUGCUGCCGUUCCUCCAGUAUCUGCGCCGGCACCUGUUGCAAUUCAGACUCCCGUGCCUGCACCCGUGUCAGUACCAGCGCCGCCAUCAACUACGCCUGCUCCCGUUUCGGCUCCGGCUCCUCCUGUUCCUGCACCUGCCCCUGUGCCAGCCCCUGCAUCUUUCCCUAUUCCAAGUGCCCUGCGUGGCAACCUCCCAGCUGCCUUUGCUCGGACCACACCUGGAACCUAUACCUCUCCAUAUGCCUCCAACCCGCCUCCGCAGGCUCCUCAACAGCAACAGCCACCUCCGCAGAAUUCGCAGCCGCAGCCACAGCCUAUUCAAGGGCCACCGGGACAGCAGGCACCGCAGCAACAUCAGCAGCAGCAGCAGCAUCAUUCUCCUUAUCCCCCACCCCAAAAGGCACCUUCUACCCCACAGCCACAUAUCAACUCUCAAUCCCAAGCCUAUCCUCCUCCCGCUGCGCCGCAAUAUCAACCUCAGCACCAACACCCAAUCCAACAACCGGUCCAGAUGCAACACCAACAGCACCAGCAACCGCCACAUCAACCUCCUCCACAUCAGCAUGUGCCACCACCGCAUCACCAGUCACAUCAACCACAUCCUCCACCUCCAGGACCUCAAACACACCAUCAUCAACCACCACCGCAACAUCAGCCGCAACACCAGCACCAUUCUGUGCAGUCUGGUCCUCCUCCACCGGUUGCCCCAGAGUCUCCUUCGUUCACUGAGCGCGCCAACAAGGCCAUUGACGACUUUGAGAAUGUUCUCAUGGAAGACUACGAGGACAAGAACUACAUCCGGGAGGUUCUUCGCAGUGCGCGUGCCCGGGUUCUAGGCAAUGCCACGGAGAGCUCAUUCCCUGGUGGCGAGCCCAAGGAUGAAGCGGUCAUUAUGGAUGUGUUGCGCAACCUGGUGGGAAGCCUGAAAGAAGAGUAA